Molecule: messenger RNA, 2173 nt
Organism: Papilio polytes (common Mormon)
Lineage: Eukaryota; Metazoa; Arthropoda; Insecta; Lepidoptera; Papilionidae
Product: testis-expressed sequence 10 protein
Exons: 2
Coding region: 171-2093 (640 amino acids)
Cellular component (GO): MLL1 complex; nucleus
Source: RefSeq, a predicted model, not a curated record
AAAAGUACUUUAGGCUGUGGUAUUUCAUCAGUCUGUCAAAUUAAAAAUGUCAGUCAUAUUCCUUUUAAAGAUUUCAUGUUUUUAUUGGAUUGUGUGAUUGAGGUUAAGUUAAACAUAUCAUUUUAGAAAAACAGACUAGUUUCUUUGUUCAAAGAAAAACAUAAAGAAAGAUGCAUAAGACGGGUGCAACAAGAUAUCAAAAGUUUCUUAAAUCAGAAAAAGCUAAGACAAAACUAAAAGGAAAAAAAGAAUUACCAAAAGGCACAAAUGUUACUAAAACGAACUUUAAAGUAAAGAAAAUUGUAAUACAGGAACAACUUAAGAAACAUGGUCGAACAGAGAUUUUGUCGUCGAAAAAGCUAAAUGUUAAAGAGUUGUUAACACGGCUAAGUCACUUUAACACGAAUGCCCGAAUGGAAGCCUUGAGUGGGUUAAAAGAACUGAUACCUCUGCGCAAUAACUCUUUGGAAGUAAACUUAGGCCAAUUUAUUCAUGGUGUUACUCCAUUGGUUUUAAACAUAGAAAAAAAUGUACGCCGUGAGUCUAUAAAGGUAAUCCAUUUGGCUUUGACACAUGUUAGCACAGAAAAAAUAGACCCUUUCUUUGAUGUUUUAUCAACAUACCUUAGAAGUGCAAUGACACAUAUUGACAACAGAAUUCAAGAAGAUUCACUUUUAUUUCUUGAUGUUUUGUUAUUGUGUACCCCACAACUGAUAGCUCAUGACUUUCACAAGAUUAUACCCAAUUUCUUGGACAUGAUAUCUAAGCUGAAGGAUGCAAACCAAGGGAGGACAUUGACUGUUAAUUUAAACAGCCAAAUCACAAGUGUUAAGUGGCGUGUGAAGGUAUUCCAUCGCUUGCAACAGUUUUUGCAUAAAUUUGCUGAAUGUAAUGAUGUUUACAAAACAGAACAAUUAUCUGACAAGACUCAAGUAUUUAACAUAAAAAAUAAAAAUAAUUUUCCAUUGUUUAACCCAAUUUAUACAUCUAUAUGCACAGUUUCAUGCUUUUCAUCUAAAUCCUCUCAAAAUUCUCUAUCAGAUGAAGUGGAGAAGUUUCAAUCCUAUGUAAAUACUUUGAUGCCUUUAAUGUUUGAUAUUUGGCUUGAAGUACGCCCCAAUGUAAAGGGAGACAAAAAUAUCGAAACUGUCAUAAAUGAAGAUGCUGCAAUACUAUUACAACAUGUCCUCGAGGUAAUUUCUAUGCUAUGGAAACUUGUAGAAUACUUCAAUAAGAAAUAUCCCAGUUCUUUGAUUCAAAAUAGUUUUAUACAAAAAUAUAAAUCUCUCUUCACCCAGCAUUUUGUUAAUGCUUUUCCUUAUGUCACAAAUGUAAGGUCGCAUUUACCAAAAACCGAUUUACCAUUUGAGAUUCCAAUUACAGACCCAAAGUUAAUCACUGAAAAUUUGGAAAUAUGCUACUUGUAUAUAACUAUCAACCCAAAUCUAAAUAUUAAGAACAACCAAAAAGAUGUUAUUGCUAUCUUCAAUUAUAUUGAAAACAAUUUUUCCAGUAACUCUCAUGACUCUAUGUUAGAGGUUGCUAUAAGAAUAAUGCACAAAAUCAUUUCAGAAGAAGUAAGCACCAAUUGGACAAAAUCAUUAAACAUAGUUGAAUCAUUAUUUAAAAAGAUAAUCUGGACUUAUUGCAGCGACAGUUCUUCUUCAUAUCUGAAGCAACAAAUGUUUGCAUUGCUAUGCAAAAUUUAUUUAAAUAAUAAUUUAGUUAAUUUUCAUUCUUCUGAAGCUUUUCUAUAUUGGCUCCAAAUUUUACCCGAUGUAUUAUUAGAUAGCACAAUCAGUUCAGAUACAAUUGAUAUUCUUCAUAGGCUUGCUGUCAGUAAUAAUAAAAGUUUCAACAAUGUAGUUAAACCUAAACUAACAAAUAUUAUAACAAACUUGCCUAAAAUCACAGUAAGUGAUUUAAAACAUAAUAAUGCUUAUUACAAAUUGUUUUCCAUAUUGUACUGGAUUAAUUCUUGGGAUAUUGAGUCUUUUGAAUUAUUAGAGAAACAAAUUAUUAAUAAUGAAUACAAGAGUGAUUAUGGAAGUUAUAUCCUGGACACUUUAAAAUGUAGAGGUGGAGUGUCAUAGAUUAAGUUCAACCACUAUUUAUAAUGAUUGUAAUAUUAAAAUCGUAUAUAAAUUUAAUGGAAAUAAAACAUUACUUUUAA